UGUUUUUGUGUUGUCACAAAAUUUGAAUUUGAUCCGAAUUCAAUGCCCUAUACAAACAUAAGAUGAUCUUUAAAUCCAGCUAUAGGUAGCUGUUCUGGAACUAUAGUUAUGAGUGUUUGGCUGAAGAGCGUCGGUGACGCGUGGGGGAAACGACGCAGAGAAAGGAAGAAAAUAGAAAUUUACACUUUAAUUUCACGACUUUAUCUCCUGCUACCUGUGAACAGCCAUAUACCACGAGUUAAUUCUGCCUUCUGAUCGAUCGGUUUUUCUUCAUCAUGCACCUAGACGCCAGGAGGAUCAAUAUGUCGGCCAAGCGAUCACAAUCGACGUCAGACCUGGUGACAGCUAGUACUGGUGUAUCAGACACAUUAAAAUUCAAGGUAUAUAGAUACUUAUCAACCAUGAUUAACGAUAAUGAUAAUGAGGAUGAGGAUGAUCUUGGGGGUCUCCCUAAGCAGACGGUUGGUACAUUAAAAGCUGCAGACGGGGGUAUCACUAUCCCAGCGUCUGUACCAGGAUUCCAUUUUGCCAAAGCUACCGCAUAUAAACUCAGUCGAUCAACUCCUGACAUUAGAAGCAGCAAUAAUAAGGAAACCAAAGCCACAGAUGAAUUGAAACAGAAGAAACCAAUCAAGUCAAAACAGCGGCGGUUUAGAUCACGCCAGCAAAAUGAGAAAGUAGGACGUAACCAUGGUAAUCAGACCCUAGAAAGUACUAAAUCUCUGGGAACUGGGAGUAGGUAUUAUAGAGGUCGCGACGCGUUUUUCAAGCUUGACAGGCCGCGUUCUGCUCCCGACGUAAGAGAUCCGGAAAGUUACCAUGGAAAUAGACUCUGGAGAAAGCCUCCUGCAUUUUGGCAUUCAGAUACAGACCGAUCUACGUCGUCUUUAGAAAAAAACAAGACAUUUUUCUUCAGCGAGGAGUUACUUUACCACGAGACUGAGAAGGCAGAUGACAAGAAAAGAGAAGAGGACACGCCCCCAGGAGAGGUAGCGUCAAAAAUAUGUACAGAGCCUGAGAAAAACGAACAACCAAAACACACGGAAAAUAAAAAUACUCCAGAUUCCUCUCAACAAAAAUAUGACCACCCCGGUGCUGGACACGUCACUGUGGUGACAAUAACACCAAAGCAUACAGGCAAGCCUGACCAACCCUCUGUGAAAAUCGAAUACAGGGAUCAUUCAAGGCCUCAGAAAAUUACUGGGUUAUCACAGAAGACAGAAAACAUAAAGAAAUCCAAUGAAUUUAAGCCGAAGUCUUCUGAAGACAAUUCUAGAAAUGUUCGAUUGAGGAGGGGAGAGAGGGUCAGUGACAACUCUAAAAGCGAAUUCAUCCGGAAACACCCGAAAAAAACUGACGCCGUGAUUCAGCAGCCGAGAGAAAAUUUGCGAGCAGAAGAGAAAAACAAAAGACAGCAAAUUUCACGUGGAGAAUUAGAAGCUUGGACCUCGCGGCGACGCCGUAAACGUCCCGACAACGCCAACGUCGCCGGGUCCCCGCCGUCACAGACAUCAGUUUCCAGCUCAGCACUACGCCGAAGACGUAUGGAGGGCAGGGAAUAUCGUGUCGUUUACCUAGGAAACUCUACGCUGACCCAUUUCUCUACAGGGCUGGGUGCAGUUCAGAAGGCCCUUCGGGAGGUGUACAUACAGUACAGGAUGGCCACUGGUAAAGCAUCGUCGCAGGAGAGAACAGUGAAGGUGAAUACGGAAGGAAUUAGCGUCUUAUUCAAUGACGGACCCAAGGCGCGUGAGAUCCGCUACCCAUUUUCUUCCAUCCCUUUCAGUGCUGCGGUACGCUACAUUCUAAGAAAGGACAAAACGGGGAAGAAACUUGAAGGUUGUUUCGGUCCAGUCGCCCCUUCGUCGUAUGUUACCAUAGACAGACUUAUGACAGCAGUGGAUAAAAAACACAAUUUUUUGGCCCAGCUUCACCAUCCGCCUAUGGUAGUGUGUGUUAUGCGAAGAAAUAAAGGUCUCCGGGCCUUGGAGUGCCACGCCUUCCUGUGCAGCAACGAGGAUGAUGCACGAAACCUUGCGUUCGAUCUUCAACCCGACUCCGAGUCCGUCAGAGACACUCGCUUUGCAGAUUAUCCGCCUCCAGUCUCUAAUGAAGAGAACUAUGGGCCCACACACAACGUUAAUCGUCAUCAUUCUGCCGGCUCUCAUCAUCACGCAGCAGUCACAGCUGGCGACCAAAGGAUGCUCUACGCUCCUGAAGUCAGGCAUUCAAUAUCAACGGCACGCCCUCAGCACCAUCUGCUGUCAGGACAUCAGCAGCAACAGCAGGGCAUGCCUGAAGAGUCUCACCUGAGAAGACUGAAUAGUCAACAACAGCAAAGCCCAUUACAGUCUAUUAAUACCAAAUUUUCGCAUCAUCACCAGAGGAAUGACCCAGCAUCAUUAUUGGACAAUACCGGCAACUGGCAGGAUUCGCUAUCUGACAUUAACCUAGAUGACUUUACAUUACAGAAACAUAAAAGAAGUACAGCUCCCACGCGGAGUGCUGGUCACAGUGGUGCGGGACUGGACACAAGGAAAGAGGACAUUAGGACAGCGAUCAGUCAUUCCUUAGAACAUCAACUACAACAUCACCAGCGCCAACAACAGCAGCCUUAUACCCGAGGUAAGAAUAGUUCAAAGACACAUUCAGAACGUAUAUCAUCAGACACCACAGAUUAUCACCCACCUAGAAAAUCCAGUGCCGAAAGAACCAAGUCAGAACCAUCGAAAGCCAACAAGGAUAAUAAUAAUACAUCUACAAGCAACGUUGGACAGUUUGGAUUUUUCUUCAGAGGAGUUUCGGCGUCAAUGGGGCAGAGCACCUCCAAAGAACAGUCAACUCCAGCGCAGCAACAGCAGUCCCAUGUCCUCCCCCGAAAGUCAAAGGCUGAGAGAAUUUACCAAGACCAUCCGCCAGGGCGGUCUCAGAACGAGGUGUCUUCAAAUCAUGGCCAAUCGUCCGCAGGAAGAGGGGGUAUUAACCGACCAUUGUCACCACGUGAUUUCAAAGCCCGUCGUCCCACGUCCCCGAUACCCCUCUCUCCCGAACAUUCAAAAAACCGUAACUCGUCAGAUGGGUCGCAUUCCAAUAAAAAACUGUUAAAUAAGAAACCUGACCGACCUGUUGCCAAAGUACCGCCCCAUUUGCGGCAAGGUGUUCGGGUACUCCCAUCGGAACCCUCGUCGGGUAUAGACGACUUAAAGAAAUCCGGUAAUUCUGAAAGUUUUUCUUUCAAUGGAAAAUUCAUUUCGUCUGAUCGUAGACCGAGCAGUAGGUCAGGUGACAUCAAAGGAAUGCAUGAAAACAACUGGAAAUUUGGGCAAAGUAAUAACAGACAUAACGGAACCGGAAGUAACGAAAAAACACCACACCGCCAUGUUUUAGAAAGUCAGGAUUCAAGCAUGAGUGACAAACUUUUGCUUAGUCAAAAGAAAGAUGCAGAAAUUGCCUCUGCUUUAUCAAAUUUACAUUUUGAAUAUGAACCUGCAACACCUAUGGCGACCAGUGGAGAUUUCGAGCGCUCUUUAGGCUAUUUACCAUGAAGUAGCUAUUACGAAAAACCUGUGCAAUCUUAAUAGUACUGUAACCUCGAACUGAUCCAAUUAAUUAAAAAUGUGGAAAAGAGGCUUUUAAAGUCAGACAUGCUUACAUUUGGUGCCAGCACUGUAAUCUUUUUACCGGACAUUUAUUGAAAAGUCUCAAGCAAAGAUACUCUACUAGGUGUAUAGUUUCUAAGUCAUGCUCUUCAUCUCGACUUUGUUCUCUACUUCCAAGCAUACACUAUUAUUAAUGGUGCAUAUGGAAACGGAUUUACUUUUGGUAGGGUAUCCUUGCAUGUGCUUCUUUCAUUUUUAGAAAAGAACACAUGAUUCAGUAAUUUAACAAUGGGAUUUAACCUAAGAUUUAUCUUAUUAAACCAUUCUUGACAUUGAUUCAUGUGGCUUUAAAAUUUGACCAUCAUUGCUACAUUGCAUUAAGUAAGACAAAAAUAUUAUGCAUAUACUGCAUCCAUUGAAGAAUAAGGUAUAAGUUGUCAAAGAUGAAACUAUUUUCAUGCCAUUGCUGUAGUGACUGUCAUUGUGUCCUUAGACAUUUUACAAGGAAAUAUGAUGUAGUGCACAGUAUCGGCGUGCCGUACUUUUGCAAUCAAAAUGUAUACUUCACUGAGGUUUGACAGUCACCAAGCUGUGUGACGCUCUAUUAAAAGUAAAGAACAAAAACAACGCACUUAUGUUGUUGCUUUGAUAAUUAUAUUUGAUGCACAUUAUAAAAGUCAAAUAACUUUAAAUACUGCAACUAGCACGUGAUAAGAAGAUCUAACAAAAGAGUCUCCAAAAUUUUGUACAGCACCUCUAUAGCCCAGCUGUAGCCGGCAUUGCAGUUGUUCCUGCCUCACUCAAUCCACCCAGUCUGACGUAUGAAUAUACAAGCUUGGUUUGGCGUGUGACCUCAUUUAGAAUCUGACUGCACAAAUGUCCACUGCGAAAGGUCACAUUCUCAAACUGUGCUGUUUAUGGCGAUUUUAGAUCUUUUUGGUCAAAUAUAGGCCUAUUGUAACUUCUGUUGACCUUAUAACACAGAAAAGAUUAACUUUCAUGCUAUUUGUGUAACAAGGUUAAUUAGAUAACUUGGAUGAUCAUUUUAACUUGCGAAGUAUUUAAUAUUCUCGUCACCACCAUCCCACCCUCAACUCCAACCAAACCUUACAAUACAGAAAAAACAAAAUUGGUAAUCUUAUAUAAAGCAAGACUUCAUUCAAUU
This is a messenger RNA of Lingula anatina, 4764 nucleotides long. RefSeq lists its product as uncharacterized. The record is from RefSeq and is a predicted model, not a curated record. Lineage: Eukaryota; Metazoa; Brachiopoda; Lingulata; Lingulida; Lingulidae.